AUGCGGGUUCUGCGUGGCCACGAAGCAGAACUCACAUUUUAUGAGUUCCACAAGGGCAACCAGGGCCACGGAGGGAAAGUCAAAUUUUAUGACUCUCACGAAGGCAAUGAGGGUCACGAGGCGAAAGUCAGAUUUCAUGAAGGUAACAAGGGCAACGAAAUCCACGAGGGGAAUGUUAAAUUCCUCGAUGGCCACGAUGGCCAAGAGGGAAAUGUCAAAUUCCACGAGGUGAACGUCCAAUUCCAUGAGGGCCACGAGGCAAAAGUCCGAUUUCAUGAGGGCCACGAGACGAAAGUCAGAUUUCAUGAGGGUCACAAGGGCAACGAGGGCCACGAGGGGAAUGGUCACGAGGGCAGUGAGGGCCAUGACAAAAAAGUCAAAUUUUAUGAGGAUCACAAAGGCAACGAGGUCCACGAGACGAAAGUCAGAUUUCACGAAGCUCACAAGGCCCACGAGGGCCACGAGGCGAAAGGCCACGAGGAGAAUGUUAAAUUCUUCGAGGUCCACGAGGGCCACGAGGGAAAUGUCAAGUUCCAUGAGGGCCACGAGGUGAAUAUCAAAUUCCACGAGGGCCACGGGGCCAAAGUCAGAUUUCACGAGGGUCACGAGGGCAACGAGGGCCACAACGGGAAAGUCAAGUUUCACGCUCACGAGGACAAUAAGGGCCACGCAACGAAAGUCAAACUUCACGAGGUUCACGAGGGCAGUGAGGACCAUGACAAAAAAGUCAAAUUGUAUGAGGAUCACAGAGGCAACGAGGUCCACGAGGCGAAAGACAACGAGGGCCACGAGGCGAAAGUCAGAUUUGAUGAGAAUCACAAGGGCCACGAGGGGAAAGUCAGUUCCGUUUCGUAG
Messenger RNA from Diachasma alloeum, 855 nucleotides. RefSeq names its product sex-determining region Y protein-like. The record is from RefSeq and is a predicted model, not a curated record. NCBI's taxonomy places the organism in Eukaryota, Metazoa, Arthropoda, Insecta, Hymenoptera, Braconidae. Bases 1 to 855 code for a protein of 284 amino acids. The transcript is spliced from 6 exons.